Molecule: messenger RNA, 1626 nt
Organism: Agrilus planipennis (emerald ash borer)
Lineage: Eukaryota; Metazoa; Arthropoda; Insecta; Coleoptera; Buprestidae
Gene: Rpn13
Product: proteasomal ubiquitin receptor ADRM1 homolog
Exons: 5
Coding region: 15-1061 (348 amino acids)
Biological process (GO): ubiquitin-dependent protein catabolic process
Cellular component (GO): proteasome regulatory particle, lid subcomplex; cytoplasm; nucleus
Molecular function (GO): endopeptidase activator activity; ubiquitin binding; proteasome binding
Source: RefSeq, a predicted model, not a curated record
CUCAAAAAGGUCGAAUGAUAUAUCCAGAUAAACGCAAGGGUCUUUUAUAUAUAUAUCAAAGCGAUGAUUCAUUAAUGCAUUUUUGCUGGCAAGAUCGAUCUACUGGAUUUGUUGAAGAUGAUCUUAUAAUAUUUCCUGAUGACUGUGAAUAUGUAAGAGUUCCUCAGUGUACAACAGGGCGUGCAUAUCUUUUGAAAUUUAAAUCUUCUAGUAGAAGAUUUUUCUUUUGGUUGCAAGAACCACGAACAGAUAAAGACGAUGAAAACUGCAAAUACAUUAAUGAGCUGUUAAAUAAUCCAUCAAGUAGUGUUCAAAACUCAGGAAUGCGCGAUCAAAAUUUACAGUCGCUUCUCAACAACAUGUCACAAUCACAACUAAUGCAGUUAUUUGGUGGAGGUCAAAUUGGAAGCCUAUCUAGUUUAUUAGGAACAAUGAAUCGGCCGUCACCUGCAUCUAGAAAUUCUACCCCUGCAAUAACUCAUCGGUCAACACCAGCAAGUGCAACCACGCCAAGUAAUCCCCCAGCAGUUCCAGACACUAAUUCAACAUCUCAAAUUACAUCAAGUGCAACUGAAGCAUCUAAGAAAAAUGAUAAUCCCAUCCAGUUGUCAGAUUUACAAAAUUUUUUGCAAGGUAUUGCAUCUCCUGGUAGUGAACAGCAGCAGCAAAACCAAACUGUUGAUCUAUCUACAGCAUUAAACAGUGAGUCACUCUCAGGAAUAUUGAGCAGUUCUGAGGCCAUUCAACAACUGCAGAGCCAUUUACCAGAUGUAGGAGGAAAUUCAGCAGAACAACUUCGAUCUACCCUCUCAUCCCCACAAUUUCAACAAGCAGUUCAACAGUUUUCUAGUGCAUUAGAAUCUGGUCAGCUAGGGCCAGUUGUUUCUCAGUUAUCUGUUAGUCAGGAAGCAGUAGCUGCUGCAUCUGAAGGCAACAUGGCUGAAUUUGUAAAAGCAUUAGAAAACUCGGUGGCUAAUGAUGCUACUCAAGAUAAAGAUAAAAGUAAAAAAGAAGAUGGAAACGAGGAUAAGAAAGAUGAUGAAGGAAUGCAACUUGACUAAUUAUUAUUAACUGCUACUUGUCUUAAAAAUUGCUUACUAGUAAAUGAUUAACAUAAAUGUUCCAAUUUUAAGUUGCAUUAUGAAUAUAAAAAACAUAAGUUUGUUGUUUUAUUUAAGACUAAUUUCAAUUUUGUAAAAAAAUAUCGAAAUCACUUCAGGCGUUUCGAAGAUUGGACCAUACAAACCCAACCGGUAGCCUGGAUUACUUGAAACAGUUGCACUUGUUACAUAUACUUUCUUAAGAAAAGUAAAUAAACAUUUAAUUUUUCUUAAGUAGACAGCAAAUUUUAAAUAAGUAAAAUGUAAUACACAAUGCCGCUAUAGUUUUAUAAAAACUAAAAGGAGUCUACCUGUAUUUAGUCUAGGAUCAAACUUUUCGAUUAAAGAGUAGUUAUCAAGAAAGAGUAUAAUUUUUGUACCCAUUGUAAAGUAUAAGAUUCUAUUAAUAGUGCAAAUGAAUAUAUCUGCAAAUUAAAAUAAUGUAAUUGAAAUAUCGAUCGAACUACGCGCAAGUUUUUAUGAGUAUCGUGAUUAAAAUAAAAAGUAAAAAAGAGGUAUCUCACAA